Messenger RNA from Cuscuta europaea, 3439 nucleotides. The record is from the annotation of a GenBank genome assembly. Lineage: Eukaryota; Viridiplantae; Streptophyta; Magnoliopsida; Solanales; Convolvulaceae.
UGAUGAUGUUGAUGAGCAAUAUAAUAUGUGCUCUUCGAAUGCUUAGAAUUUGCUGAACGAAUUAUUGAAGCAGUUCUCUUAAUUACGGAUUUCUUGUCUUCCAUUUUGGAAAUGACAAAGUGAGCAUUUUUUACUUUAUAAUCAGUGUAUGCUAUGAGAACUUUGUGUAUGUUGAUUGUUGAGUGGUUUUUUCUAGUCUUAGAAAGCUCUUAUGCUUCCAUUCUAUUAAACUAAUGUUUGAGUGAGAUUCUCUCCAUAACUCCAUGUAGAAGUUUGAGUGAGAUUUGCAAGCCUGCUUUGUAUUUUUUGGUUUACCAUUCAUUUGACUUCUAAAUUUUUCAACUAUAGCUGAUCCAGCUCGCCGAUUCAUGGUUUUGCCAUACUUUAGCUGUUCUAAUUGGCCCUUUUAUCAAAGUUAGCUAGUAAACCUGCAAAGUGCAAACUAGUCAAUUGGAAUAUUCAUUUAAUAAACUCUUUAUACUUUUAGUUUUAUUUUAACAGAUUCAGUUUCUAAACCUUGCAACUGGCAAGAAUAUACUGAAGGUUUAAGGUUGCGGUUAAAAGUCGAGUUAGUUCAUAUUAAUACUUUGGGUUGUGGGUGGCUGGAGAGUAAUUGUUGUCUAUUUGUCUUUACCUAUCCCAUUUCCUCAUUAUGGUUUGAGCUUUGUAUUUGUCUGCAGAUCAGACAUGAAGCUGCAAGGAGUUCCUCAUUUGUACAGUACUGAACAUAGGUUUAAGGCUCUGUUGGUGGUAAUAGGUCAGGAUUACAGAAUCACGAUGUCAUCUCCUUUGUAUUUCAGUAACAGUUGUCUCAUUAUCCCAGAUAUACUUUGUUUGCUGUGAAUGCAUAUCAAUUUACACAAGACUUGAAGAGUCGGACUUAUGUUGUUGUGAAUCCUUGAUUACAUGCUUGUGUUCUCAAGAUCCUCUUGCUGAGUUUGCACAAAUGCUGAGAUUCGCAUGUUUAAGUCACACUAAUUUAUGAAAUACGGAGUAUUAUUUCACAUUCAAGUUCAGUUCAAAGGGUGCUGGAAAGGGGCUUAUCAUAACCCUGUGACACAUUACUUUUUUUCUAAUAGCAGCCUCCCUGUGAGACUGUGUUCUCUAUCAAGACCCCCCCCCCCCCCCAAAAAAAAAAAGAGUUCUAUUUGGUUAUUUUAGACGAUAUAUUUUAGCACAUGCUCAUACCUUUUUCGGUGAAUUGCAUUAAAAAUUUGUUUGUUUAAUGAAAUUGGAGUUUUAUUCGUGAUAAGAAAAGGCUCUUGAAACAACAUUUUUUAAAGACUGGAAUAUUUUUUUCUUUUCAAAUAUAAAAGGACAGAAGUAGCUGAAUUUGGUGAAGAAAUAAAGCUUAAAAUUAGGUUCCAUGUACCAUGGUGACACACAUAUAAUGCUACUUUAACUCAUGGUGCUGCCGAAGUCUGAACAUAGUGAAAUAAAAACAUUGAUGGUUGAGCAUAAUAAAGGACAAGUACAUAAGAGGAAAUUGAGUUAUGGUGUUUAUCGUGUUUUGAUGUAAUUGGCUUCACCAAUUACUUCAUAUGGUCUCGCUAUUUUUAUCUCUGGUUUUGCCUAAUUCCUCUGAUUGAUGAAUGAAAAGGACAGCUUAUGCUUCUGGAUGUGGUUUGCCUAAUUCUUCUGGUUCUGCCUAAUAUUUAUUCUUUCAAAAGCCAGGAGUUGACAUUUAUUCCAGACUCUCAUGGUCUAAUGUGAAAGUGAAUAUGUAGCAAUAAAAAAUUAAUAUUGGUAUGGUUUGGUAAACCAACUGAGGAAAUAUGUGUGUUCCUUGAGAAAGAAGCCAAGGAGGGGGAUAAUAUUCAAGAAAUUGCAGGUGGGAUUUCCAAGCUCAAAGGGACAGCUGGACUCUCUGACUAUGUCUCAGAUCAGUAUUGCAUACUGAGAAGGUGAACUAACCCCAACCCAAUGCGGUUCUGCCUACCAGAAAAACCUAGGUUGCUUCUUCCAGUUCUCCACAUGCCACUUCUAUAUAAGCAUGCCCAUAUUCAAGGAAAGCCAAUCCCACACCAACCCAAAUCUGAAAUAAAGAGAUAAACAAAGGACACGAGCACAUUCAAGCUUCAACAUCAUCAUCAUCUUCACCUGCCAAGAAUGGCCAAUCAUCUCAACCCAGCAGCAGCAUCCUCCUUGCUCUUGCUUUUCCUGACAAUCACUAUUACUCUAUCACCAUCAGUCAUCAAAACUGAGGCCAGAAACCUUCUCCAGGCUGUCCCCCCUCAAAGCCCUGAUCUACCUAAGAAGCCUGGUAAUCUGCCAAAACCAGAUGCUGUAGUACCACAGGUUCCAAAGCCUUUUGAGAUUCCAGCUUUGCCAAAGCCUAAACUUUCAGAUAGUCCAAAGCCUUCUAUCAUGCCAGAGCUCCCAAAACCUACUGAGAUACCAACUUUGCCACUACCAAAAGUUCCAGAGAUUCCAAAGCCUAUAAUUCCAGAGAUUCCAAACCCUAUAGCUCCAGAGGUUCCAAACCCAAAAGUUCCAUUGAUUCCAAAACCUCCCCAGUUGCCAAAGAUUCCAAAGCCUGAAGUUCCAGAGCUCCCAAAACCUACUGUGUUACCAACUUUUCCAAUGUCAAAAGUUCCAGAGAUUCCGAAGCCACCUCAGAUGCCAGAGAUUCCAAAGCCUAAAGUUCCAGAGAUUCCAAACCCUAUUCAGGUACCAACUUUGCCAAAGCCGAUACUUCCAGAAAUUCCGAAGACUUUGAAUGUGCCAGAACCCGCUGAGGCACCAAUUUUCCCAAAGUCAAAUGCCCCAGAGACUCCAAAACCAUUUGAGAUACCAGUGCUUCCAGAACCUAAGAUACCAACUUUGUCCAAGCCUCAAGUGCCAGAGCUUCCAAAAGAUGUGAUAUCAACUCUACCCAAGGUUGAACUGCCAGAGAUUCCCAAGCCUCCUCAGUUGCCAGGAAUUCCUAAGCCAGAGCUGCCAACCAUUCCUUCAAAGCCAGCUGAGGCACCAAUACUCCCCAAGUCCCCAGAAAAUAUUCCAAAACCAGAAAUGCCAAAAACCCAGCCAGUCCCAAACAAGUCAUGAAUUGCCCAAACUUCAUUCUUUAAUGCCGCCACUUGCCAUAAAUACAUCUCCAGAAUUCUCAGAACAUUUUAAAUGUCAGCUCGUGCUACAGUGCUACGCCCCCGGGUGCAAGCAUGCAGUAGUCGUUUUUAAUUCGUCUGUGUGCGUGAGUGUGUCCUGUGUGUGUCUUCAGUUCAGUAGUGAUUAUUAGUGAAUAGUAGUAAUAUACUCUGUAAUAACCGCGUGUGUGCACAUUUGUACUUCAUGCAGUCUGUUUUGUCAAUAUAAAAUUAAUGUUAUGUUACAAUUAUGUUUUGUUACAGUGUAGAGCAGAUUUGAGUAUUUGACUAUGUGCUGGCAUUUAACCAGUUCCAUAUUUUUCAUUUUGUGAUUUGGUUUGAAUCGGGUUGGG